AAGUAACACUGUAAAAAUGGCAACGGUUGGUCCGUUUUAACAUGAGCAACAUAGGCAGUCGUAGUGAAAAACAUCCCGCCGUUUGAAAUGCCUUAAUGUUUCUAUAGCAACAGCUACCAAGCUGCCAAGUGUUGGCGAAGAGGAGACGCCGGAGCAAAGCUAAAAAAAAAUAGGCAAUGCUUCAAGAUGGCGGUAAAAGAGGAGAACAAGAGAGACAAUAUCAACAGUGAAGCAAGUGUUUACUCGCCAUGGACUGAAAAGAUGCACAGUAGGAAGGAAGCGCCUGCUCUGAAAUGGAGAAGAUUAACAGGUGGCGGAAUGUUGCUACAAACUGGUUGCAAUCCUCCAGUAAACCAUGCAGAAGAAGAUGAAGACGCUGCUUCUGGUCACGUGACUCCCUCGCAUUCAGCGCGCCAAUGUCAAAAGCCUCCACCUGAGGAAGUAGUCAGUCAGAACGCCACCCCGCCAUGGAAACUACGGAGCGUGUCAGUGUGAUGAUGAUGUAUGAGGACGAGUCAGUGGAAGUCCGUUACAGACACGGAGCUCAGUUACAGCUGUCACCGUGUGGCUCUGAAUUCGUGUUGGUUAAAGCCACGGACCCCACGGAGCGAGUCCGACAGAGAAGCAGGUUUACUAUUAGUGCUUAUAAGGAGCUGAUGGUAACUGCAUUGGCAUUCAGGAAUAAGUAUGCAAGUCGACCAUAUCUUCCAGAAGAACUCAUCACGGCUGACAAGAAGAAGCCUUUUUUCAGUAUUGAUUCUGGUGUUAAAUGGCCUGAGUGGUCCUCUUAUAAGCCGGAGUUUGGACCUGGAGGCGAGAUCACAGUCAGGUCAGAGGAGGGCCGAUCCACGUUGGUGCUUUCGCCCUCAGGGGAGGAGUUCUCUGUGGAGUUCACAUGUAGCCUCAGUCAGCCUCAGCACCCAACUGUGUGGAGUUCAAACAAAGAUCCUGAUGGACGUCUGAAGAGUCAGCAGCAGCCUGAAGAGAUGUAUCAGUCCACCACAGUUAUACAGCAUCACUCCUGCUUUGCCGUUAAACCCACAUGGGCCUAUGCUCUCUCCUUGGCUCGGCAUCACUGGACGUCCUGUCUGUCUAAUAGUAAAGAUACUAAGGUUGAAGAAACAAGUAAUUCCAGACAAGAUGACGAGGGAAUGGAAAUAACUGACAAAAAUCAUAAGGACAGAGAGUCCCAGCUUCCCCAGGCUCUUAGUCUUACAUGUCCAUCACCUCACAGGCAUAGAUGGAGGAUUAAAGAUCCUCCAGUUGAAGGAGAAGUAUCAGAUCUUCCAACAGAGCUUGUGAAAAUAUUAUGGUGUCAAGGAGUCACAUACAGGAUACUGAGUGGAGCUGUCCCAGUGGUAGAGGUUUCCCCAGGAGAUGGCUCAGUCAUCCGCUCUAACGGUGUUCUGAACUACUAUUUUACUCAUCACAAACCUAAGCUCCAAUCAGAGGAGGUGAGAGAAAUAACGUAUCACUUAAGCAGCCUUCCCCCUGAUGUACCUGGACAGUUGUACCCUGUGGGCUCCAUUGUGAGUCGUGCUAACAGGAUUCUUGUUUCCUAUAACCAGGCCAAACAUUUACUCAAGGUUCCUGCCAUGCCCACCUGCCUGCAACAGGACAAACAUAUUUCUACACCAACACUGCCUGAGCAAAAUAUGUCCAGUGCAAUGUUUUUUGAGAAACCCAUGAAUAUGCCACAGACAGCAGGAAGUCUCUCUGAGGCUGUUGCUGCAGAACUGGAGAAGAUAAAGCGUUUCAACUUUCUGCUGGAGAACAACCAUCUGUUGGGAGGUGAAAGUGAGCCACAAAACUCAGAAGCAACAUCUUCAAAGAUUACACUGGAGGAACCAUUAAAUGAGGACUCCAUUGCUGAAGCUCUUCAAAGGACCUCUAAAGCCAUUAAGGAAAUUGACGCUCUCAUAUCAGCCACCACACUGAAUUGAGACCUUUUUUUUUUUCUUUGCUGUGAAGUGUAUAAACUGGAGUUAAAGUAUAUAUGGAGUCUGAAAUAAAGUGAUUUUUGAAUGUUA
This is a messenger RNA of Girardinichthys multiradiatus, 2030 nucleotides long. It is a transcript of the gene c12h5orf34, whose product is annotated as chromosome 12 C5orf34 homolog. The record is from RefSeq and is a predicted model, not a curated record. The transcript is spliced from 14 exons. The coding region runs from base 468 to 1943 and encodes 491 amino acids. Lineage: Eukaryota; Metazoa; Chordata; Actinopteri; Cyprinodontiformes; Goodeidae.